AUGAGGAGAAGGAGGAGGAUAAGAAGGAGAAAAAGAAGAAGGAGGCGGAGGAGUAGGAGGAGGAGUAGGAGGAGGAGUAGGAGGAGUAGGAGGAGAAGGAACAGGAUGAGGAGGAGCACGAGAAGAAAAAGAAGAAGUAGGAGAAGAAGGAGAAGAAAACGAAGGAAGAGGAGGAUAAGAAAAAGAAGGAGAAGGAGGAGGAGAAGGAGAAGGAGAAGGAGGAAAACGAUAGAAGAAGGAGGAGAAGAAGGAAAACAAGAAGGAGAAGAAUCAAAACAAGGAGAAAAUGAAGAAGAAGCAGGAUUAGGAGAAGAAGAAAAAGCAGGAAUAAGAGGACAAGCAGGAAAAGGAGGAGGAGAAAGAGGAGAAGGAGAAGUGGAGGAGGAGAUGAAGGAAAAGUAG
Messenger RNA from Solanum pennellii, 402 nucleotides. RefSeq names its product protamine-like. The transcript has a single exon. The record is from RefSeq and is a predicted model, not a curated record. The coding region runs from base 1 to 402 and encodes 133 amino acids. Lineage: Eukaryota; Viridiplantae; Streptophyta; Magnoliopsida; Solanales; Solanaceae.